Messenger RNA from Nylanderia fulva, 570 nucleotides. The record is from RefSeq and is a predicted model, not a curated record. NCBI's taxonomy places the organism in Eukaryota, Metazoa, Arthropoda, Insecta, Hymenoptera, Formicidae.
AUGAGGCGUCGCUUCGACCGCGACAACAACUUCGGGGUGCUGUACCGCGACUUCAUGCGCGAGUACAUCACCCUCGGGCAUAUGACGCUCGCUGCCUCCACUGUGGCUUCACCAGGUGACCGGAUCAAUUUCUUGCCGCAUCAUGGGGUGCUGCGGACUUCGGCUGCCGGUUCCAAGAUCCGCGUCGUCUUCAACGGAUCAGCUUGCACGGGCGCCGGGGCGUCUCUCAACGGUGUGCUGCACUCUGGACCUAACUUGCUGCCGUCUCUCGCUGAUGUCUUGACUCGAUGGCGGCGGCACCGGUACGUCUUCAUGGCCGACGUUCAAAUGAUGUACCGGCAAAUUCAGCUUUAUCCGGACGAUCGAGACCUACAACGGAUCCUGUGGGCAGAGAACAACGGGAUCAGCGAGUACCGGCUAAAUACGGUCACGUAUGGCUUGGCGAGCGCACCAUACCUCGCCAUACGAGUGCUGCGGCAGCUUGCGUCAGACGAAGCCAACCGUUUCCCGCUCGGUGCCGACGUCCUGCAGCACGACGUGUAUGGACGACAUACUCACCAAAGCUGCUGA